Molecule: messenger RNA, 1794 nt
Organism: Scheffersomyces coipomensis
Lineage: Eukaryota; Fungi; Ascomycota; Pichiomycetes; Serinales; Debaryomycetaceae
Exons: 1
Coding region: 1-1794 (597 amino acids)
Source: RefSeq, a predicted model, not a curated record
AUGGAAGAACCGGAAGAUCAAUUUUAUAAUGAUGUAUAUGUUGCAAAAUUCUUUAAACUUAGAUUUCCUGAUUUGUGUUAUGACUUGAUAGUUGCGAUAUUCAAGUUGUUAGAUACUCUGACGAUAAUUUUUCUUCAGUCUUUGAUUAAUGAUAAAUACAUCAAGGGAAUCCGAAUUCAACAUAAUGGUAAGAGAAGAAUAUAUAUUCCGUACUACAAAGACCAAAAUUAUAGGCACGACGAAUCUAAAAUCGAAGAAAAGCUUGACAGUGAACAAUCGUGCAAUAUUAUGAAGGAAUUAAUCAAACACAAUCGACAUAAUGUCUAUCCAAUUAACUUAAGUUUCAGGGAAACUACUCUAUUUCCUGUUAGAUUUAUCGAUCAAAUGUUGGGUAAAACGAAGAACUUUGACAUAAGUUUAACUUUUGAUUCGCUUGAUUAUGCACAGUAUCACAAGUUGAAAUAUUUUAGAAGAUCUUCUGAAGUGACUGAAAUAAGUAUAGCAAAAAUUCUGAAACCAAAAAAGAAGAAUUUGUUUGAUUUAGAUCUUUCGAAGUAUACAAACUUGAAAAAAUUUUAUCUUGAGAAGAAAGAACAUAUCAGGAGUAUAAAUUUGAGUUCUUCAUUUGAAACAUUAGUAGAAUUAGACAUUCCUGAUAUUUAUGAUGAAGGUUAUUUGUUAAACUUUGUGAACCUAAAAUCACUUGGUACUAGGUUUAGUGGAACGUUCAAUAUUCGAAAUCUUCCAAGAAAUAUCAUAUCUUUAUGUCUAAUGUCAACAGAAGAAAGCGAGCGACUUAUCAUUCCUUCAGACUACGUUUGGCCACAGAAAAUACGCAAAUUAGCUUUACAAUUUUUGGAUGAUUUUAUUGUUGAAGGUUUCAAGGACAGCCGUUUAUCACCAAGUUUAAAAAAAUUAAGAAUUGUUUCAAUUUUACCAAUUGAAAGUUUACUACCAAAACUACCAUCAUCUUUAAAAGAUUUAGAGAUUAAUGAUCUAUGCCAAGAACCGGUUGAUUUUAAUGAACUAUCAAGUCCAGGUCUUGAAGCCAUGACAUUAUUCAACAUAGAACUAAAAGAUACAGAAUUAAAUUUUGUGGAAUUUCCUAAAAUGAUGAAGCAUUUCUAUUACAGUACAAAUCUACUUCUGAUCCCACUAGACAAAAUUCGUUUUGAAAAUGCAAAAGAUAAUUUAGAAUCUUUAACAAUUAUGAUUGAACAUUACGCCCACGAGUCUUCGAGGCUUGAUUUUAGUGAAUUUUUGAAUUUGAGUUCAAUAACGUUAGAUGGUUGUAAUACAAAGUUAGCCAAUAUCAAGUUACCUCAAUGUUUAAAAAAAUUAAAAAUUCUGAACGAUAAUCUUCAAUCAGUUGAUGAACAAUGUCCAUUUCUUUCUGAUUCACUCAUUUAUCCAAAUUUAGAAAAGUUAGCAUUUUCAAAUUGUAGGAUAGAUUACAUUUCUUCAACAAUAAAGUUCCCAGUAAAUCUAAUAUCCUUAUCAAUUCCUUAUUACCGAAAUAAAGACGUACUUUUAAACAUAUUCAAACAUGAAUCCUUAACAAAACUUAAAAUUGACAGCAUUAGCAAGCCUGAUAUUUUUGAUGAUUUUGUACACAUUAAACGUGUCAAUAGAAAUAAGACAAGUAUCAAACAUUUAACGUUAACUUCAAUUUAUAAAAUUAUCAAAAAAAGUGCAUUGGAAAAGCUCUAUAAGUCUGUUCGAUUGGCAAUGGGAAAAAAUUAUGUGGAAGUAGAAGCUAACUGGGAUCGUAAAUUUGUUUUUGAAUUUGACUAA